GAAUCUUACUAUGUUGCCCAGGCUGGAGUGCAGUGGCACAAUCUUGGCUCACUGCAACCUCCUGCCUCAAGCAAUUUUCCUGCUUCAGCCUACAGGUGCGUGUAACCAUGCCCAACUAGGUUUUGUAUUUUUAGUAGAGAUGGAGUUUUGCCAUGUUGGCCAGGCUGGUCUCGAACUCCUGACCUCCAGUGAUCUGCCACCUUGGCCUCCCAAAGUGCUGCGAUUACAGGCGUGAGACACUGCGCCCAGCCUCAACCUAUAACUUUUUAUAUUUUAAAAAAUAAUUUGGACUAGACCACAUUUUCUCAUGGCAGAGUGGGCCAGUCAAGUAAAAAGGGAAAAAAGAGCAAAUUGUGAUGAGUUGACAAAAUGGAAAACACUAUCUAGAUAAAGCCACAUAUAGCAGGCAAUAACAUAUUGCCUCAAAAUAUGAAAUCAUGAAGUUUUUACAUAUAUACUUCUAAAAUUUACUGUUUAAAGUUAUUAAAAUUCUGUACGAUUCAAUUUUCUUCACCAAUCACAUGGCCUUCCUAGUACUUUCCCAUUUUGAAUGUGUUUCAACUUCUGUUUAUGGAGUAUUGGCAUGGCAGUCUGCCACAGAAAUUUUGAAAAUGAGAAUAGCUUAAAAUAAAAAAGUGGUCUGCAUUAAUCCCAAUGGAAAGCGAGCUAUGAAGAUGAUCAGCUGAAACAGACUAUAAGGAGAAAGGAAACAGGAUAGGAGUUAUUUGCUGGGUAGGGAUCAUUCACAAGAGUUCUUUCAUGUUUUCUUAAGAGUUUGGAAUUCCUACUUUGUCAGUCCCCAGGUAUACUGAUGCUUUAAUGGAGUUUUUAAAUGAAUGAACAUUUAUGAAGAAAGACCUGCAUUAGUCAAUAUUAGCCUGGGACAGAGGAACAGAAGAGGGGUUAUUACCUUUCUCCUUAUGUAUCGGUCAUAGGUUCGGAUUUUCUAAACGUUAAGUAUUUUGACAUUAUUCGUUGUACCAUAUUUGGAUUAAUUAUCAAUUGAACACAGAUUUAAAGAGCGUCUGCUUUAGAUGCCAAUGCAGUAGGCAUCAGUACUGUUUACAGAUAACGCUGUUAUUCUCAACUCACUGUCCAGAAAUAGGCCCAUGGGAGCUGAGACGGAAACAUUUGAUUGUCAGAUUCAUUCCCCUUUCCUCAGCACAGCCACUGUCAACCUUUACUCCAGGAGUCUGAUCCCUCAGUGACCAUCCUGAACAGAGGCCCCUGCUGACCUAUGGUGAGUAUCUUAACCAGACUGAGUGGCUUAAACAACAGAAAAUUUUCUUUUCACAGUUUUGGAGACUGGAAGGUCCAGAUCAGGACACCAGCAUAGUUGGGUUCUCGUGCAGCCUCUUCCUGGCUUGUGGAAAGCCGCCUUCUCUCUGUGCUCACAUGGUCUCUCCUUGGUGCAAGCAUGGUGUCUUUUCUCAUAAGUGUGCUAAUUCCAUCAGGAGAGCUCCAGCCUCGUGACCUUUCUGAACCGAAUUACCUCCCCGGCUCCAUCUCCAAACACCUUAACACUGGGAGACAGGGCUUUCAUGUAUGAAUUUGGGGAGACUUAAUUUGGUCCACAGCAGCGGGCGUGGAGCAUCAGAGAGAAAUAACCGAUGCUGAGAUUUGGAGACUAUUUGUUAUCACAGGAUAAUUUAGACUGUCCAGACACAUACAUUCUGAUAGUGAAUAUUAUCAUUUUUAUACUUCUAUGCUUUUGUGAGGAAAUAAUAUGUUUUUAAUUAAAAAUAAUAGCAGGAAAGGCACUUAGCUUACUAUUAGUCUAGAAGUUGGUGGCAGGGCUGGAAUUGAAAUUUUAAGCCUCCUCCCUCUGGAACACGGAAAUUGCUAAAGCAUUAUGGUUUCCUUGUGCAGACCUUCAAAAUCAAUUAUUAAACUUGUGACAAUGACGUCACAUCAUCAAAGUGAAUUUUUUUCACUGUUUUUAACCUGAGGGUCAGACAUCACAACCACCUGCUUAACCAGCUUCCAGAAACACUAAGGAUUCAGAUGUCUGUUGCAACACGAAACUUGUCUUUGCUUAUCUCGAGUAUCUUUUUGGGUACAGCACAGAAUGCUAAUCUUAAGAAAUUCUGCCUGCAGAUAUUUAGAAUCAUUUGGAAAUUGAUCAUACAAGCAUAAGUACAUGCAUUCCAAAUACGUGUAUGAUUAUUAUCACAAAUCUUCUCUAGGAAAAGAGAUCGCAAGAUUUCCAUUAAACCUAAAAUUGUUCCUUUAUGGAACAGCAGAAUGCAAAGAAUGUUUUUAACAGUGUGUCAAUAGAAUGACUCGUACUCAACCCAUAGAAACACCCCUUAUCAGCAGCUCUGACGUGAGCAAGGGCAGAAGUUCAUUAGCACAGGUGCCUGUCAUGAUCCACGCACAGGAAUGGAAUUCUCACAGAAGAAACACAACCUGUCCGCAUAUGCAAACAAUGCUUUAGUGAAACACAGGUGCUGGGGGAUUAUUGACAGCAUAUGACCGCAAGUGCAAUCCAUCAUGUACCUCCAUUUAAAUACCAAACAAUUCAUGACCAGCCUGGACAACAUGGCGAAAUCUCCCCUCUACUAAAAAAUACAAAAAGUAGCCAGGUGUGGUGGCAUGCACCUGUAGUCCCAGCUACUCGGGAGGCUGAGGCACUUAAAUCUGAGAAUUGCUUAAACCUGGGAGGUGGAGGUUGCAGUGAGCCAAGAUCACACCAUUGCACUCCAGCCUAGGUGACAGAGUGAGACCCUGUCUCAUAAAUAAACAAACAAACAAAUACCAAACAAGGUAAUAACUCUAAAGAGGUCAAGAACAAAGCCACUCUCGGCUGGCAGUGCAAAAGGAGAGUGGCUUUGGAGUUCCAUGCGCCCUGAACCCACCUCGUUGUGUCUCUCCAGCUGUGUAACGGUGAGCAAGCACUCAACCACCUCAAAGCCAGCACUCUUGUCUGUGAAACAGAGACAAUCACACCCACCUCACUAUGCUGUCCCGAGAAGAAAGCAAGUGACCUGGCAUGUGGUGGAGGCUCCCUGCAUUGCAGUUGUUGAGGUUCAACGAUAAUUUAAUGAAUAGAACAAAAGUUUAGCAAAUAUUAUUGUAACUAAGCAGCUAAUAAGAACAUAGAUAAUACAUAAUAAUGCAUAAUUAAUAAUACACAAUCUCUUUGCUCACUUAUUAAUGCCUGUAGAAUAGGGUUAGUGAAAAGCUAAAAUAAUUCACAUAAAGUAUUUUUAACAUGCCUGGUAGAUAGUAAGUGAGCAAAGAGUGAAGAAACAGAGGCUUGGGGAAGCUGAGACAUUUUCCCAGGAUCACAGCGGGUGGAGCUGUAUCUCAGAAAUGAAGCUCACACUCUUAACUCACUGUGUAAUUCUGCAGAGAAUGUCAGGCUGCACCUUUGGCCCGGAGGGUGGCUCUCAUGCCAUUGCUGCCUUCCACAAAGGAGGUGUUUCCUUAGACCUCCCUGUUGACAGCUUUCCUCUUUAUGGCACAGUGUGGAGUUCUGACUCACUUCAGGGUUGUGCAGAGGGGGUCUGACAGUACUAUAAUUCAGUAGGACUACUUGAGUAUUGCAGAAGCCAGAUUCCAACCGCUACAGCCCCUACGACAUCAGGAACUUACUCAAGCCAACAUUCAAUCAACGGAGUUCCACAGUCACUGUGAAUGCUCUUGGCAGUGCUGCCUGAGGUGAGGGAUGGCAAAAAAGUAAGACACAGUUCCUGUCCACGAAGAGCUGGCUACUUCUUUUGGAAACAAGAUGUACACAAGGAAGCAUCUAGGUACAAAGCAGCAUGUGACUCGUUCUGAAUGAGUUCCUGUGGGGAUCCAGGGAAGUGGCCGACGGGCCCAAUGGAGCACUCAUAGGACCCUCUAAGACCGGAUGCCUACUGAUGGCUAAUCCCCAUGUAAAGGCUCCUUUCAGGCAGGAAGUUCAGUUCUGCAAAAUGUACCUUUCAUCCAUCAGAAUUACAGCAACGAGAAGGUAAAACAGAAAAGACCAAGCCCACAAAAUAAAAAGGUCUGAAAAACAAAGCUUUUUACUGAGAAGUGCCUCGCAGUCAGAAGCUUUGCAGAGUACCCUUGAGAGCAUCCUUUACUACAGCUGAGAAGUACCUUUCUCUGUCACAAGAUACACACUCAGAGGCGUCCUGGUAGCUGGAACCUGUUAACGCAGUCAGGAACUGGCAAUGUGCCUCGUACUGCAGGCAGCAUUUGCGACACUCCUUAGAAAAGGCCUUUAGAGUUUGGCUUCCCCAGAGAAGCCCAGAAGUUUAUGAUAAAGAAGCUUGCUCCUAGUGGUGUAGAACACAUACUUGCCCCCCAAGAAGCUAUACUCUGCCACAAAAUCACAAGAACAGGCAAGGAUGUUGAUUCUCAUCAACACACACAUGGUGUAAGAUGCUUGGUACCUUAUCAUUGUUAUAGCUCUGGGCCCGUGAUGAGUCAUUAUGGUUGUGCAUUCACAGACAUGCCUUUGUAGCUGAACAAGUUAAAAGCAGGUGGCUCAUGCCUGUAAUCUCAGCACUUUGGGAGGCCAAGGCGGGUGGAUCACUUGACGUCAGGGUUUGAGACCAGCCUGGCUAAUAUGGUAAAACCCUGUCUCUACUAAAAAUACAAAAUAUUAGCCGGGAGUGGUGGCAGGUGCCUGUAAUCCCAGCUACUUGGGAGGCUGAGGCAGGAGAAUGGCUUGAACUCUGGAGGCGGAGGUUGCAGUGAGCUGAGAUCGCGCCACUGCGCUCCAGCCUGCGCGACAGAGUGAGAUUCCGUCUCAAAAAAAAAAAAAAAAAAAAAAAGAAUUAAAGAAAGGAUGUUUGCCCAUCUGAAGCAAAGUAUUGACUGGACUUAUCUAAAUACCGGAUUACAAGAAAAAGAGGAACUGGCUAUAUCAGAGUGAGAGAAAGUGGGAGAGGUUGAGGAAACAUACAAGAACCUAAAAGAAAGGGCAGUAAGUAUGAGCAUAGCUUUGCUAAUCUCGGAAAUGGUGGCCAGAACUGUCCUGUGGUUUAGCAAAUGAUCAUAGCCAGCAAAUCCUAAUUACCCCAGAAGCUUCCUUUAGAAGUGCCACAAAGAUGUAGGAGGUAUGCUUAUCCGCCUUGUGACACAAAAAUGGAAGCAUAGUUAAUAGAUGAGAAAAGCAUGACCCAGAAUGAUUUUCAAUAUUGGAAUGCUGGGAAUUUAUGAGAGGUAUUUUCGCGUAAGAAUAAUAGGACUUGCUGAAAAGGAUUGGGGGGGGUGGGGGCAUCCCAGAUGCGUGAGAAGCAGUAUAGCUAAUGGUUAGAAGCAGGUUUGCUGGAGCCAGGCUGCCUGGGUUCAAAGCCCACCUCUGCUGCCUGUUAGCUUGGUAGCUGUACAACCACGGGGUGCUUUCGAGCCUCGUGUGCCCUUGUUUCCCCACGCACUUCAUGAGGCUGUUGCAGAAAUUAAACGAGUUAAUAUAUAGUCAACAGCUCUGAACACUGCUUGACUGAGUCAGCCCUACCUAACGUUUAAUUUAAGGGAUGUGGCCCUGGGUUCCCAAAGGGAGCGGCCACUCUAUUCACAAACAUUAAAGCAGUAAAGGCUCCAUCCUCAUCAACCUUCUCCUCAGUUGGACCCCACAGGACUGUCUCUCGCAACUGUUCCCUUGACUCUCCUAAGGCACUGCGCGGAACCAGCUGCACUUCUUUUGCCUUAGAUCAGGCUUUCCCUUCUCCGCCCGUUUUGGGAUUUAACAAGCACGAGAAAGCAGCGCUGCAGGGAAGCUGCGAGGGCCUCCUCACCACGGCCCGGGAUCAAGUCCCACGCGCGAGGCCGCGGUGGGGGCGUCAUCUGCUCCACACCCAGAGCCUGGGCACGCCCCGCACGCGCGGCUUCCUCCUCCUCUGCGGGGCUCGCCGCGACCCAGGACCCCCAGACUCCCGGAUCCCCUAGACCCUCUGGACUCCUAAGCCCCGCAACUCCCAAAUCCCAAGACCCCGGACCCUCGAACCCUGGCCCAGGACGGGUGGCUGGGGGCCUGAACCCGCUCCAGAAACCUGCAGGGCAGUCUGUCGGAAACCCCCGCUUUACUCAGCAGGAAUUUAGUCUCCGCGCUCCCCCUAAAACCCGGGCGUCCUCUCCUCCGUACCCUCGCUCCUGGGGCCCCCACACGCCCUCCGUGGCGGACCUCCAGGCCUGGCGGGUGCGCUGUGCGACGCGGAAAGCGCCGUAGAGCACGCAGAACUCGUUUGGCUGAGCUCCCGGAAGUGACGUACCUCAAGCGCCCGACAGUGGAAGUCCCACCUGCGCCCGACGGCGGAAGUUCCGCGAGUGCCAAGUACCCGCGUGCAUACGGCUGCCGGCAUGGCGCAUUACAACUUCAAGAAAAUUCCGGUGGUGCCGUCCGCCAAGGACUUUAUAGACCUCACGUUGUCGAAGACUCAACGAAAGACUCCAACCGUUAUUCAUAAACAUUACCAAAUACAUCGCAUUAGACAUUUUUACAUGAGAAAAGUCAAAUUUACUCAACAGAAUUACCAUGAUAGACUUUCACAAAUUCUAACAGAUUUCCCUAAAUUGGAUGAUAUUCAUCCGUUCUAUGCUGAUUUGAUGAAUAUUCUCUACGACAAGGAUCAUUACAAGUUGGCUCUGGGGCAAAUAAAUACUGCCAAAAAUUUAGUGGACAAUGUUGCUAAAGAUUAUGUGCGACUGAUGAAGUACGGUGACUCUCUCUACCGCUGCAAACAGCUGAAGCGUGCGGCCCUGGGACGAAUGUGCACAGUGAUCAAGAGGCAGAAGCAGAGUUUGGAGUAUUUGGAGCAAGUGCGUCAGCAUUUAUCCCGUUUGCCAACCAUUGAUCCGAAUACCAGGACCCUGCUUUUGUGUGGGUACCCAAAUGUUGGGAAGUCCAGCUUCAUCAACAAGGUGACGAGAGCAGACGUGGAUGUCCAGCCCUAUGCGUUCACAACCAAGUCUCUGUUUGUUGGGCACAUGGAUUAUAAGUAUCUACGUUGGCAGGUUGUAGACACUCCUGGGAUCCUGGACCACCCUCUGGAGGAUAGGAACACCAUUGAGAUGCAGGCCAUCACUGCCCUGGCCCACCUCCGUGCUGCGGUCCUGUAUGUGAUGGAUUUGUCUGAGCAGUGUGGGCAUGGGCUGAGGGAGCAGCUAGAACUCUUCCAGAACAUCAGACCUCUCUUCAUCAACAAGCCUCUCAUAGUUGUAGCCAACAAAUGUGAUGUGAAGAGAAUAGCUGAACUUUCUGAAGAUGAUCAGAAAAUAUUUACAGAUUUGCAGUCUGAAGGAUUCCCUGUAAUAGAGACCAGCACCCUGACUGAGGAAGGUGUUAUUAAAGUUAAAACAGAGGCUUGCGAUAGGCUUUUGGCUCAUCGAGUGGAAACCAAAAUGAAGGGAAAUAAAGUGAAUGAGGUGCUGAAUAGACUGCACCUGGCUAUCCCAACCAGGAGGGACGAUAAGGAGAGGCCCCCUUUCAUCCCUGAAGGAGUGGUGGCUCGCAGGAAGAGGAUGGAAACUGAGGAGUCCAAGAAGAAGAGGGAACGAGAUCUUGAGCUGGAAAUGGGAGAUGAUUAUAUUUUGGAUCUUCAGAAGUACUGGGAUUUAAUGAAUUCGUCUGAAAAACAUGAUAAGAUACCAGAAAUCUGGGAAGGCCAUAAUAUAGCUGAUUAUAUUGAUCCAGCUAUCAUGAAGAAAUUGGAGGAAUUAGAAAAAGAAGAAGAGCUGAGAACAGCUGCUGGAGAGUAUGACAGUGUAUCUGAGAGUGAAGACGAAGAGAUGCUGGAAAUCCGACAGCUGGCAAAGCAGAUUCGAGAGAAAAAGAAGUUGAAAAUUCUGGAGUCCGAAGAAAAGAAUACACAGGGACCCAGGAUGCCGCGAACUGCUAAGAAGGUUCAGAGGACAGUUUUGGAGAAGGAGAUGCGUAGUCUUGGUGUUGACAUGGACGAUAAAGACGACGCCCACUACGCAGUCCAGGCAAGAAGAUCCCGGAGCAUCACUAGGAAAAGAAAGCGGGAAGACUCUGCUCCCCCGUCCUCUGUGGCCCGGAGUGGGAGUUGCUCUCGAACUCCACGUGACGUUUCUGGUCUUAGGGAUGUCAAGAUGGUGAAGAAAGCCAAGACUAUGAUGAAGAAUGCUCAGAAGAAGAUGAAUCGGUUGGGGAAGAAAGGGGAGGCGGAUAGACACGUGUUUGAUAUGAAGCCCAAGCACUUGCUGUCUGGGAAGAGGAAAGCUGGUAAAAAGGACAGGAGAUAGUAUCUGUUUGGUUGGCGUGGCUUGGCUAGACUGUUGCUGUUUAUUUCCUGGUUUGGCACAGUAUGGUUUCAUGAAAUUGGAGCUCUGUAUAAACUGAAAAAGACAAAAUAAGUAAAGCACUUGUUGCUUUGCUGAAAACUAUGGUUAACCCUAUAUAGAUGUGGGAAAUUUUUGUCACUGCAUAAUAUUACAAAUAUUUUGAGUAGACAGUGUUUCCACAUUUAAUGGAGUAUCAGUUGCUUCAGAUUUUCAGAACUGGGAAGAUUUACUGGUGUAACUGGGUUGUUUUUGAUGGCGAAAAACCUUCUUUUCUUUUGUAAGAGCUGGGAGCAAACACGUUUAUGAGUGUGUCGGAAUCCCGUGCUUAAAAUACCCUCUUAAAUUAUUUUCUAGUCUUAUUUUACAAUGUCUCAUUGUAGUCUGUCUUCAACUAUUUUAUCCAAAAUAAACCUCCAGAAGAAAGUA
Gorilla gorilla gorilla (western lowland gorilla) is the source of this 8667-nucleotide messenger RNA. It is a transcript of the gene GTPBP4, whose product is annotated as GTP binding protein 4. The record is from RefSeq and is a predicted model, not a curated record. The transcript is spliced from 17 exons. Gene Ontology annotation, molecular function: GTP binding. NCBI's taxonomy places the organism in Eukaryota, Metazoa, Chordata, Mammalia, Primates, Hominidae. Bases 6298 to 8202 code for a protein of 634 amino acids.